Messenger RNA from Nyctereutes procyonoides (raccoon dog), 5351 nucleotides. RefSeq names its product CD5 molecule (gene CD5). Gene Ontology annotation, biological process: T cell costimulation. The transcript has 11 exons. The record is from RefSeq and is a predicted model, not a curated record. Gene Ontology annotation, cellular component: plasma membrane. NCBI's taxonomy places the organism in Eukaryota, Metazoa, Chordata, Mammalia, Carnivora, Canidae. Bases 7 to 1542 code for a protein of 511 amino acids.
CACGGGAUGCCGAGCUUGCCAAGGCUGAGGCAGAAGGAGGCUGCGUCCAUGGGGUUUCAGCAACCACCGCUGGCCGCCCUGUGCCUGCUGGGGGUGCUGGUCACUUCCUGCCUCGGGGGGCCCCACUGGGAGGACUCAGAGUUCCAGGUGAGACUGAAAGGCUCCAGCUCACGGUGCCAGGGCCAGCUGGAGGUCUGCAUCGGGAAAAGUUGGUACACAGUGUCCAGCCAGAGUUGGAGCUGGAGCCAGAGCCCAAACCCCUGGGAGGAACUUAGGCUGGCCUUGAAGCUCUGCCGGAGGCUGGACUGUGGGGAGGCCUUGGCCAUGGCCUACUUUCCUGCUUUCAACAGUCCCCAGAAACCGAUCACCUGCCAUGGACAUGUGGGGUCCUUUUCCAACUGCAACACCAGUGUGGCAAGCCAGAGCAAGCCCCUGGGCCUGAUCUGCCAGGAGCCACCGAAGACAACACCUCCUCCCACGAGCCCCCCACCCACAACCACUCCAGAGCCCACAGCUCCUCCCAGGCUGCAGCUGGUGACCAGGCCUGGGGGCCUGCAGUGUGCUGGUGUAGUGGAGCUCUACUACGGCAGCCUGGGUGGUGCCAUCAGCUAUGAGGCACAGGACAGGACCCAGGACAGGACCCAGGACCUGGAGAACCGCAUCUGUGCCGCCCUGCAGUGUGGUUCUUUCCUAAAGCUUCUGCCAGAGGCUGAGACAGCCAGGACACAAGAUCCAGGGGAGAGCAAGCCCUUGCCAAUUCGAUGGAAGAUCCAGAACAGGAGCUGUGCCUCCCUGGAGCGGUGCUUCAGAAAAGUAUCGCCCUAUGAGGGCAGCCAAGCUCUGGCCAUUGUCUGUUCUGGUUUCCAGCCCAAGGUGCAGAGCCGCCUGGUGGGGGGCAGCGGCUUGUGUGAAGGCUCUGUGGAGGUGCGCCAGGGCAAGCAGUGGGAAGUCCUGUGCGACGUCCCUCGGGCAAAGGGCACGGCGCGGUGGGAGGAGGUGUGCCAGGAGCAGCGCUGCGGCAAACUCAACUCCUUCCGGGUGCUGGAUGCCACCGAGAAAACCUCCCAUGGGCUCUUCUGCCCUGAGGAGAAGCUGUCCCAGUGCCACCAGCUUCAAGAGAGAAAAACCUACUGCAGAAGGGUAUUUGUCACAUGCCAGGACCCAAACCCGGCAGGCCUGGGCGCAGGCACCGUGAUGAGCAUCGUCCUGGCCCUUGUGCUCCUGGCAGUCCUGCUGGUCGUGUGCGGUCCUCACGCCUACAGGAAGCUGGUGAAGAAAUUCCGCCAGAAGAAGCAGCGCCAGUGGAUUGGCCCGACGGGAAUGAACCAGAACAUGUCUUUCCAUCGCAACCACACGGCGACCGUCCGGUCCCAGGUUGAGAACCCUGCUGUCUCACAUGUGGAGAAUGAAUACAGCCAGCCUCCCAGGAACUCCCACGUCUCUGCUUAUGCAGCUCUGGAAGGGGCCCUGAAUCGUGUUUCCACCCAGCCUGAUAACUCCUCUGAUAGUGACUACGAUUUACACGGGGCUCAGAGACUGUGAAAGAACCAGGUACCAAGCACAAAACAUCAAGAGGCAGACCUGUUUCCUGAGACGACUCUGCCUGGAAAUAAUUUCUGCCCCAGCUAGAACAUGGACGCAGGCAAGGGUGCUUUCAGACAUAUCCUAAGUCCCUAGAGCUGUGGGCCGCCGGAACCUGGCCCAGUGAAAACCCCCAACACAGCUCGGCUGCCCUUCCAAGUUGAGCAUAGCCCAGAAACAAGAAUCCCCCAACCCUCAAAAUCAGACAUGUGGGGAACAGCACCCGGAGGAAUUGGUUCUGAGAUUCUGGCCCCAGUGAGGAAGGAGCUCCCCUCUGAGCCGGGAUAGGGGAGUGCAGGGGAAACUCGGUUCUCUAUUAUAUUUUUAAUAUGUUCUUUGUAAAUAACACUUUUUCUACUUCCUGCGAACUAGAGGGCCUCUGCUCCUCAGUUGAGGGUCCAGCUUCUGGACCCUUCUGGGGAUGCUGGCAAGCCCGAAACAGAGCCACUCAGCACAGCAGGCAGCCACUGCCUGACACAGGGCCCAAUCACCCUCCCUCUGUGGCCGCCCCUCAGCCCCUCAUUCCAAGCCCUAACAGAGAGCACCAAAUCUCUGGGAUUGCUGGCUGCCAAGCCCAAAGGCACCAUGCCACCCCAGGGCCCGUGAAGAAAGGACCAAAGAAAGGACCUAGCAAAUCCGAGGUGCUUGGGGGUUUGGUUUUGCACAGCAGUUUAAAGUUCAAAGCCAAAGUGGUUUCAGCCAAUCACAGUUAACUUCCGAGCCGAGAGGCAGAGAACAGGGCUGGACGUUCAUAGAAGUUAAAUCAUUCAUUCUCCCAAUGGAAACUGUCUCUACUAGUCACUGUAUCUAGACACACACAUUACCGUGUGAUGCUGGGAUGUCCUUCGUGAGGAAGGAAGGGUGAGUGAGUGGGGACAUCUCACAGGAGCUUGAAGAUCUAGUAAAGGCAGAGGCCAAGCCAGGUCCCCACCAGGUCAGCCCUUGGGCACCAGUUCCCUAAGAAGGCGUGUUGGGUCUGGGCCUUCCUCCACAUGAUCUGCCACUGUCUCCACUGACAGCAACAGUUCUUCAUGGCCCAAGCUACAGAAGCCAACCCAGGAAGAGCAAUGGGGUGUUACUAGAAGGAUAUGGGGUAGGGGUGUUCAUAGAAUCAGGGGAUCCGAGGACAGUAGCUUGCUAGAAGAGUCUGGUCAGCUCUCUGCCAAUACCUUCCAACCAGGCCUCCUGUCCUCCCCUGCUUGGGACCCAGAGUCCCAUGAGAGCCCAGUGGCCAAACCCAAGUCUCGGAUCUGCCCCAACCAUGCUAGGGAUCCAGAAACAGGGGCGCCCAGUCCCCUUCCUACACUCGGCAGGGGUGAGGGGCUGCUCAAAAGGGAACUGAGAGAUGGCUUUCAGGGAGGGCCGUUGGGGAGCAAGAACUCCUGUCACCUCAGAAGUCCUUCAAGCUGGACUAAGGAUCAAGUUGACCUGAGACAGGUGAACAGGAGAAAAUCAAACUGAACAGAAGUAUGUACAGAGGAUCCAAGCAGAUGUGGAAACUGCAGAGACAGGCCCAGAGAUCUCCAUGUCAUUCUGAACUAAGAGGAAGGGGCAGGGCUCUGGGACUGCAAGGGGAAGGAAUGCACUUCACAGAGCACUAGGAGGAGGGAGUGUUUGGUAAGGAGAUGUUUGCCCUGCCCUAUAGAUGGGUCACUCAGGUGCAAGUGAUCUCUAGCAAUAACACUUAUUCUGGAAAGACCUCCAAUAUAGAUUCUUCUGUGUAGUUAAAGGAGGGGCAAUGGUUUCUGGUGAGCCCUGAGUCUUGAUUGCCUUUAGCUCAAAAUAGUCCAUGAGCCAAAGUGGCGCAUCUUGGGGAGGCAUGCCCUUGGCCCCUACAGGGCAGAGGCGGUGAGGCACCCAAUGUCUCUACCAGCACCUUUCUUGAUAAAAGCUCUUUACUCCCUAGCUUGCCCACCAGGCAUGACCUCAACACAACCAUGGCCAAUUUAACCCCCUCCCCAAAAAAAGGAGCUGCAUUGAGGGGUCUCUUUAGAAAGCUUUUCCCAGUGGUGGCAGGCCUGGGUGGUGCACUCCACAAAGGCCUGUUUGGUUAACAGUUGAAUAGGAACCAUCUUGGCCUUUCGUCAGGCUCUGGCCUUAGCAGGAAGGAUUAGCCCACAAGGCCUGGGCCGCCUCCCUCACCACAGAGGAUGCUGAGCUGUGGCCUGGGCCACCUCAGGUUCAACCUCUUGCCUUAUGGCCACCUGCCAGAGCAGAGUAGGGGCCGCCCCUUCAUCAGGGAGGGGAGUGCUGUAUGUCCCCCCCCCCCACUCCACAACAGCCCAUUUCCCUAAAUUGUUACCUGCAUGAUCAGUCAGGGGAUUGGGGGGCAUGAGAGCGUGCAGCCUGAUAGACUGAUUCAAGGACAUUCUCCUCCUUUUGUGUAAAGAAGACUGAGGCCCUGAUGGGAAAGCUCACUCUGAGUACCCAGUGACAAGCCUUGCUUCAAAGCCGUCAUGCCUCUGGGAUCUGGGAGUACUGAAUGAUAGCCAAAGGGACAUUUCAAGUGGUCUUGCCCCAGCUGAAUCAGCAAAAUGUCCUUCUCACAUAAGCUAGGAAUCACCUUGAGGCUCUAAACUUGGUGCUUUGGGUGUGUCCUUGGGCAGCUGGCUCUGCAGGCAGGGACCCCCUGGGGUCUGGGGGAGGGCGCCUGGUGAUUCAAUGUGGCAGAUACAGGGGUGGGGAGAGGCAUCCGAAGGGCCUGGAGAGAAGGGAGAGCAAGGAGCAGAAGGAUGCUCAUGCACAGAUGACCAGCUGAAGCAUCUCUCCUUCGAACCAUUUCAUAGAAAGUGGUGGUUCCUCUCGGCAGCCCCUUCAUGCACCCUGCCACCUGUCCUUAAACCUGGACACAUGCAAGGCGCAGAGUUCAGGAGGGGGCAACCGACAGUAAAAAAAAAAAAAAAAAAAAAUUGACUAAAGGCCAAGGAUUCUCAACAUGGGCUUAGAUUUUCCAAACCUUCUUCCUGACUGGGAACCGGAAGACAUCUGGAAACCGGAAGACUUCUGACACCACAUGGCAUGGUGGAGGAACCCCUGCAGCCAGGUCAGCCAGCCAGGUGCCAGCCCUGCUCCCACCCCUCCAGGCUUUGAGACCUAGUCACUGGCCCACCCACCCCCUGCAGUCUCCUCCCUUGCUUAAAAUUGGGGAUCAAAGGGCUGUCGAAAGGACCCAACAAGAUCAUGCAUGUAUUAAAGUGUAUUCAGUACUGGCAGUCCAAAGCACCACUGCACGCUGUCCACAAGCAGCCUGUCCAUGUCACUUUGCUGGGAAGGAAGAGCAGAUGGGCUGACUUGAGAGUCCAUCAGAAGCCUGGCCUCCUGACUCCCCCAAAGCUGCCCUUACUGGUGAGAGCAGAAGACUCCCUCCCAGACCUCAUGACAGAAUCAGCUGAGCUCAGGGUGGGUUAGAGAGGGAGUAGGCUGGGUGGUGGGCAAAGACCACUGGGCUCACAGCCAGUGGCCCGCUGCCUCCUCUCUUUCCGUUUAUAAACUGUGCGGGAAGACCUGGCCCUGACCUGGUGGCAUCCUGGCAUUUCAUACAGGUAGACAGCAGGUGGCGCAGAUGCGGUGCCACCCUCGCUAGGCUGGGCCCCGCACGCCCCCUCGUGGGGGCCGGUGGACUUGCAUGGCCCAAGCUCGGCCCAAGAAGAGGCGAAAAUGCAGGUCCCUGCGUGAAAACACCUAAGAUUUUGGAAAACCCAAGUGCAGGAGAAGAAAGGGAAAGGUCGUAAGAGCCAAGCCAGGGCCAAAGGAGCAGGGGAGGACAGGAG